Molecule: messenger RNA, 3276 nt
Organism: Ostreobium quekettii
Lineage: Eukaryota; Viridiplantae; Chlorophyta; Ulvophyceae; Bryopsidales; Ostreobiaceae
Source: the annotation of a GenBank genome assembly
AUGUCGGCCGGCCUGUCCAGAGUCCGUCUCUGCCUGUGCGGCCCGACGCCGCCCAUCGCCCCGAAGCCAUGGACGUCGCUGCUCUGCCUGGGAUGUCGCCCCGGGUCCUCCGGGAGCGGCCAGCCGAUCGCCGAUCGGCGUCACGCGGCGGUGCAGGCGUCGGCCGCCUCUGAGACUCGGCCGGCGGACAGGCCGGCAGCCAUUGGGAUGCUGGGCGGGGGGGCCAUUGGGGAUGCGCCCACGUUUCAGGAGGCGAUUGCCAGGCUGCAGGGGUACUGGGCAUCGCUGGGGUGCACGGUGUGGCUGCCGCACAACACCGAGGUGGGUGCUGGAACUAUGAACCCUGCCACCUUCCUUCGUGUCCUUGGUCCAGAGUCGUGGAAUGCAUGCUAUCCAGAACCAAGUGUUCGGCCAGACGACAGCAGAUAUGGCAAGAAUCCAAACAGGGUUCAAAAACACACCCAGUUUCAGGUUGUUUUGAAGCCUGAUCCUGGCAAUCCACAAGAACUUUACUUGGGGUCGUUGGCAGCUUUAGGAAUCAAUUCUGAAGCUCAUGACAUACGCUUUGUUGAAGACAACUGGGAGUCACCUGUUCUUGGGGCAUGGGGCCUUGGAUGGGAGGUGUGGAUGGAUGGGAUGGAGAUAACUCAGUUCACGUACUUUCAGAAUGCUGGAGGCAGUGCCCUUUCUGUGCCCGCUGUUGAGAUUACAUAUGGUUUGGAGCGCAUCUUGAUGACCCUUCAAAAUGCCAGGCAUUUUAAAGACAUCAUGUACAACCGCCAGAUAACAUAUGGGGAACUUUUCCUGCAGAAUGAGUAUGAAAUGAGCUGUUACAACAUGGAGGAAGCUAAUGUAGAGGACCACUGGACUAGGUUCGAGUUAUACCAAAAGGAGGCCAUGAUGCUGUUGGAAAAGGGUCUGCCGAUACCAGCUUACGAUUGCAUGCUCAAGUGCUCACACACUUUCAACGUUCUGGACGCCAGAGGGGCUGUGGGCGUCACAGAAAGGUCGAACUGCUUUGCAGCUAUGAGGGGCUUGGCAAGGGACAUAGCCAAGUCGUGGAUUGCCAAGCGGGAGGAGCUUGGACACCCCUUGGGCCUUGCUGGUUCACCUGCAAUUGGCAAUGGGAAAAGUGCAUCAGCUGGCGAUGAUGCACGCGUGGACAUGGUCAGAAACGAGAGAAAAUUGAGUCCUGAAGAUUGCAGGUCGUUUGUAUUGGAAGUGGGUUGUGAGGAAGUGCCACCUGAGGAUGUGGCAUCGGCGGCUGCCCAGUUGAAGGUAAAGGUGCAGAAUAUGCUGAAAAGGGUCCGACUGAGGCACGAGGGCGUCGAGGUUGAGGGGACGCCCAGGAGGUUGGCAGUGUUGGUGAAGGCGUUGGCUGCGCACCAAGCUGUGAGUGAGGAGAAGAUGAAAGGUCCACCUGCAAAAGUGGCCUACUGCGAAGAUGGCACUCCGACCAAAGCCUUGGAAGGCUUUAUGCGCAAGACAGGGGCUUCUCUGGAUGUGAUAAUCAAGGAGACUGAUGGGAAGGGCGUGGAGUAUGUUUUUGCCAAUGUUCGCGAUGAGGGUCAGCACACAUCGGAAGUGCUGCAGGCGGAGCUGCCCAGUGUGCUUCGGGAGAUAUCAUUCAAAAAAUCGAUGAGAUGGAAUGGCGACGUGGCGUGGAGUCGGCCAGUCAGGUGGCUCCUGGCUCUCCACGGAGACUGCAUCGUGCCUGUGCAGUUUGCAGGGCUGACAGCUGGAGCCAGAACUCGUGUGCUUCGCAAUUCAUCCCCUGCAGAGGUCAACAUAGAAUCAGCCGAGCAGUACUUGGACACACUGAAAGGGAAUGGCAUAACAGUUAGUAUCUCUGGCAGGAGACAGCUCGUGUUGUCUGCAAUCCAUGAGGAGAUUGGCAGCUUGGGUGCUUUCAUUCCUUCUGCCAUCGAGCAGGAUUUGCUUGAGGAGGUGACUGGCCUCGUGGAGAGCCCCACUGUUGUUGUGGGGUCUUUUGAUGACGCAUUCCUGCGUCUGCCCCAGGACGUGCUGGUGACGGUCAUGCGAAAGCACCAGAGGUACUUCCCGCUGAUGCGCAAGAGCGAUCCGGACACCCUGCUGCCUUCCUUCCUGGCUGUGGCGAACGGGCCGUUGGAUGAGCCGACUGUGAGGGGGGGCAACGAGGCUGUGCUGCAGGCCCGUUUUGAGGAUGCGCAGUUCUUCUACAAUGAGGACGUGGGCCAGCCCCUGGACGCUUUCUGCCCAAAGCUGGCCGGCACUGUGUUUCAAAAGAAGUUAGGCAGCUUGUUGGACAAGUCUGAACGUGUGGAGUCGCUGGUGGAGCCCGUGGCCAGGGCGGCGUGCCUGGAGGCUGCUGUUCCUGUCGCCAAGCGGGCUGCAAAGAUAGCCCGGGCAGAUCUCGCCACUGCGAUGGUGACAGAGAUGACGUCUCUGGCUGGGACCAUGGGGAGGCAUUAUGCACUGAUGUCUGGUGAAUCGCCAGAUGUGUCCCAGGCGAUCUUCGAGUCUGUGCUGCCCCGGAACGCCAGCGACAUCCUUCCCACAUCGCCGGCUGGCAUCCUUGUGUCUCUUUGUGACAAAUUGGACAGCUUGGUGGGUCUGAUAGCUGCCGGCUGUGCGCCAAGCGCGACUGCCGAUCCAUAUGCCCUGAGGCGAACUGCCUAUGGGAUGCUGCAGACGGUUAUCAGCAACCGAGUGAGGCUCAACCUGCGCGAGUGUGUGGACCUUGCAGCGGGCAUUCAACCUGUUGACGUUGCUGAGGCGUCCAGGGCAGAGACUUUAGAAUUCGUUCAACGACGUUUGGAGCAGUUGUUGGCAGAUAAGGGCGUACAAAUUGAGGCAGUUCGAUCUGUCCUCUCUGAGAGGGGCUUGGACCCUUACUUGGCAGCCACGAGCGCGGAAGAGCUGGCGGCCGAGCUGCGGGUUGGCAGCGACUCCCGGCUGUCCCGCGUGAUGACAGCCCUCUCUAGGCCCAUUCGCAUCAUGAAGGGCAAAAAUGUGGAGCCCCUGCCAGUGGACGUGUCGCUGUUCCUGCUGCCAGAGGAGGAGGAACUGUGGCAAGCGUGCGAGGCUAUCAACAGCAAGGUCGAUGAGGGCAUGCCCAUACCUUUGUUCCUGGAGCGGGCCGAGGAGCUCGUGGACCCCAUCAACGCAUUUUUUGACAAAGUCUUCGUCAUGGCGGAUGACGCGUCAUUGCAGCAAAACAGGCUGGCAUUGAUGCGAUCAGUCGCAUCCCUCCCUGACGGAAUUUUGGAUUUCAGCGAGCUGCCAGGCUUUUAA